AUGGGUGAUGGAUCCCAGUUUUGUAACAAAGCCACAAUUGACAAAUUUAGUGGGCAACUUAUUACAGGAGUUGGCCAGCCCAAGGAGAACAUUGGUCAACUUAAAACGUUGGAAACAAAAGUUGCUACCAGUAUGAGAAAUCUUUACAACAGUGCUCAUUCUGAGUCAAAAAGCCAGGACAAACCCCAACACACUAAUAAAGACCUGCUCAAGUCAAAUAUGGUUAGUGAACUAAGUAGAAGACAUUUAUUUGAUGAUUAUGUUCAUGAAUUACCUAGCCAGGCCAUGAAGGCUGGAAGCCUGGACCUGGACCAACGACUGAUAAACAUCUCUGGUAUUGGCCAGUUUGGGGAUUUCAGUGGUCAUAACCAGUCUUUGACCUUUAAAGAUGGCAGCAGCCAAAGCUGGCUAUAUCAAGCCAUGUUGGACCCUCAUCUACCCACCGUGGGCCACAGAAGCUUUAAUGAAAUUGGAAGAAGUCAAUUGAGAGAUGUCGGUGGUCAUUCUUUUAUUAGAAGUCAUAGUCAGCCUCCUAUGGUAAAAGAGAGUACUGGUGGCCAAAAUCCUGCCAGCCAUGUCCAACCCCAGUUUGUGGGUGAAGGGGAACAUGUGCAAGAGAUCAGCAACUUUAUGACUCAUAUGGCCCGCUCACAGGCAACAUCGACCAUUCCUCAUUUAAACCCCAUAUAUAAGGAUCACAUCGUUGCUCCAAACCAGGAGAUGAGAAUCCAUCCUGAUCAUAGAGCACAAUCGUCCAGGAGUUUCCAGCCGAGUCAAAGGAUGACCGAUCCAGAGGAGAGUUUCUACCCUAUGCAAAUGGAGGAGCUGAGUCACAGUUUUAGCAGUCAUCAUGGCUUUUUCCCUCUGGAGCCCCUUCAAGACAGAACAAUGUCUGGAACUGUGUCUACAACUCUCCCCCACACUUCCCCGGAGCACCCCUUUCAGGAGGAGCCUCCCUCAAAUGUUGCGGAGUUGCCCCCAAACAGGAAACCGGACGAGGAGCGAGCCACCCCCAAUCCCCUUCUGCAAUAUUACAUCCGCAUGCUGUUAGAACGCACUCCAGGGGAUCCCCUUAAUGAUUUGGAGGAGGCAUCCCGUAUGAACCCGGAUGUGACUGAGCUACGUCAGUAUCUGCAGAAGAAAGGAAACCAACCAGCUCAAAGGUCGGAGGAGAAGGAACCCAGUGUCCCUAAACCUCAGACGAAUGUCAGGAAACAAGCCGAGAGCAAAGCAUCCGGGGCAGUUAAGAAGGAGAUAUUGCCUAAUCCACGCCGACAGAAUGUUACAAAACCAUUGAAGAGGCUGGCAGCCCCCGGAGGACGUGGUGGGAUCUGGAAAUAA
This is a messenger RNA of Nanorana parkeri, 1341 nucleotides long. RefSeq lists its product as uncharacterized. Lineage: Eukaryota; Metazoa; Chordata; Amphibia; Anura; Dicroglossidae. The transcript has 6 exons. Bases 1 to 1341 code for a protein of 446 amino acids. The record is from RefSeq and is a predicted model, not a curated record.